AUGAGGGAGAUCCGGGACUUCAAGUCGACGGACACGCUCUCGGAAGCUUUUACGACGGCGGUCACGAUUCUUCUGCACAAGAAAGGGAGCAGAGACGAUUUGGGCAACUAUCGACCGAUCACUUUACUGGGCUUUUUCUACAAACUGCUGGCGAAGGUGUUGGCGAACAGAAUCAGGGUGGUCUUACCGAAAGUGAUCUCGCCCAACCAGUUCGGCUUCCUCCCGGGAAGGAGUCUUGCCGAUGCGGUCUCACUGGUGGCAGACGUGAUAGAUGCUGCGGAGCAGGAGGACGAGGACUGGCUGCUGUUGCUGGUCGAUUUUCAAAAGGCUUACGAUUCUGUAUCACGAGAGUACCUGGUCACGACGCUGGGCAACAUGGGGCUCCCGAAGAAAUUGACAGGGUGGGUGAAGGGUCUUCACGAUGGAGCUGCAACCAAGGUGCUGCUGAACGGUUGGAUGGGGGAUCGGGUGGAGACGGCCAAAGGAGUGCGUCAGGGCUGCCCGCUCGCCCCAUAUCUCUUCCUCUGUGCGGUCGAGCCACUCUGCCAGGAAAUAGAAAGGAGGAAGCUGGGGGUCAGGAAGAGAGGCAUGAAAGGGGACUUAGCUUACAUCGGAUAUGCAGACGACACAACACUGGUCUUAAAAGGGAAAAAGCAAGUGGAGGCAGCCGGGAAACUGCUUGGGGAGUUUGCGGAGGUCUCGGGGUUGAGGGUGAAUCGCGAUAAGACGUCGCUGAUGCCGCUGAGGAAAAACUUAAGGAGGCUGCAACCGGCCCCUUGCGGCCCCGUCGCCGCCACGUGCGGCCCCGUCGCCACCACCAGCGGCCCCGUCGCCACCACCUGCGGCCCCAUCGCCGCCACCUGCGGCCACGCAGCCGCCACCUGCGGCCUCGCCACCACCUACGGCCCCGUCGCCGUCACCUGCGCCCCGUCGCCCUCCCCUAGCGGCCCUGUCUCCACUCAGCCGCCCAGCGACCGAGCCGCCGAGCAGCCCAGCAGCCGAGCCGCCCUGCCGCCGAGCCGCCCAGCAGCCGAACCGCCGAGCCGCCCUACUGUCGAGCCGCUGCUGUUCCUACCGGUGCUCCCCGGCCCUCCUUCCUCGGACUGGGACCACUUCCUCUCAGUUUGCCCCACCACUCUCACCAUUGACCUCCUCGAGAAGGGCCUCCUAGCAGCAGAGAAGAGCAUAGUCGCUGUAGGAGCCUCUCGUGGUGACCCUCGCACCCCCGUCUUUGAGGGGUGUUCCCCCUCCCCCCUCUUGCCCUCUGUUGCUUCUGCUGCUACUACCGACCUCGUUGGUUUCAAGUCGGUCGGCGCUGCGUCUGCCCCUAGCGGAAGACGCCGCACCGGCAAGGGCAAGGGGGGCAAGGGCGCUGGAGGGGCUGGCGGGGGCGGUGGAGGUGGUGGUGGAGGCAGUGGAGGGGGUGGGGGUGGUGGUGGGAGUGGUGGCGGGGGUGGCGGCGGCAGCGGCAGCAGUGGAGGCGGAGGAGGCGGCGGUGGUGGCGGAGGGAGCGGAGGUGGCGGAGGAGGCGGAGGUGGAGGAGGCGGCGGAGGCGGCGGCGGUAGCAGUGGACCUGGUCGCGACUCUACGCAGAGGAGUGGCUCCGGUGGUGGUACACGCCAGCAGCAGCAGAGCAGUCGUGAGACCCUGUCCCCUCAGCAGCUUCGUGAGUGGUACGCUGCACGUCAGCGCGGUGGGGUUACGGGUCCCUGCACAUACGUUCUCCGCACCGGCGACCGCGCUGGUGAGCAGUGCGGGGGCCUGCACUCCACCCAGCGCUGUUUCGGCCGCCUGACGGACGCGUGGCGUCACCAGUUCCCUGGGGCCUCUGAGAUCCCUCGCUCGGGAGAGCUGUCUAGGGCGGGGGUUGCUAUCUUUGAUCUUGAUUUUGAUGCUAUUCUUGCUGCCAUGUAUGCUGUUGAUGAUACUGUUGCGGGUGACUGUUACCUGUGUGUACCGCCUGACCCGGGCAUUGAGGCUGCUGCUCUAGGUGCUCGCGCGUCUGCUGCCCCAGGUGCCAGUGCGUUUGCUGCCCCAGGUGCCACUGCGUCUGCUGCCCCAGGUGCUGGUGAGUCUGCGCUCUCAGGUACUACGUCGGCUCAGGCCUUACACACCUUCACCCUUGACUCGGGUGUGUCCCGCUCCUUCUUUCGAGACCGCACCACUCUUACGCCGCUCAGUCGGCCGGUUGCAGUCUCCCUGGCAGACCCCUCUGGGGGUCCUGACCUUGCUAGCUUCUCCACUGUCUUACCGUGCCCGGCAACCCCCUCUGGCACCCUAUCAGGUCUCUACCUCCCCUCAUUCUCUACGAACUUGGUGAGUGGAGCGGACCUACAGGAUAGGGGGUUUGACCAGUUCACUCCUGCGAGUCAGCGGGUGACCCACUGCACGUUGUCAGAACAUAUAGCUUACUUGUUUCUGUAG
This is a messenger RNA of Closterium sp. NIES-65, 2424 nucleotides long. The record is from the annotation of a GenBank genome assembly. NCBI's taxonomy places the organism in Eukaryota, Viridiplantae, Streptophyta, Zygnematophyceae, Desmidiales, Closteriaceae.